Molecule: messenger RNA, 503 nt
Organism: Medioppia subpectinata
Lineage: Eukaryota; Metazoa; Arthropoda; Arachnida; Sarcoptiformes; Oppiidae
Source: the annotation of a GenBank genome assembly
UCAUGGAUGACAUGACUGUACUGUUGAACGACGGCAUCAAACGCGGUGUCGUUCAGCCAAUCGAGCGAACAGUGUUCCAGAAGAAUGAGGCCGAAGACGCCUUCCGAUACAUGACUACUGGCAAACACGUCGGCAAAGUUCUCAUUAAAAUCAGAGACGAAGAACGAGACAAAGUGACACUCAAUGUAAACCCGAUGACAGUGGAGGCGACUACCAGAACGUGGUUUCAUCCCUCAAAGGUUUAUAUCAUAACCGGAGGUCUGGGAGGCUUCGGUCUGGAGCUGUCGUAUUGGAUGGUUCUUCGAGGGGCCAAAAAAUUAGUGCUCACCUCCAGAACGGGUGUCCGCAGUGCUUACCAACAGUUGUAUUUGAAACGCUUCCGUAAAUUCGGUAAACUUAUCGAAGACUAUAAGAUCGAUAUCACGGUCUCGACGGUGAACGCGACCACAGAAGAGGGCGCACACAAACUGAUAGACGAGGCGUCGGGCAUCGCUCCGGUGGGC